AUGGACUUGGAAUGUGUCGGGAAAAACUGCCCAUGGAGGGUGUACGCUGUAAGGAUGGAAGGGAUAGAGUGGUUUCAGAUCAGACGUGCCCGGCUUGACCACAACUGUACCAUUGACGAGCGUGGCCGCUUUCAUGUGCAAGCUAAGACAAGUGUGAUUGGAGAUUUGUUCAAAAAAAAAUACGCCAGUGGUGUCGGACCCCGACCUAAUGAACUACGGGAGCUUAUGCGUGAUGAUCAUGACGUCCCAAUAUCAUACUGGAAGGCGUGGAGGUCUAGAGAUUUAGCAAGGGACACAGGGUUGGGAACUGCUGGCAAUUCUUACAAGGUGCUACCCAUCUACCUACAACGCUUGGUUAUGUCAAACCCCGGUACAGUUGUUUCCCUAGAAACGGAUUACGAUGAGGGAGUGGGCCAAAGGUUCAAAUAUCUGUUCUUCACAUUGGGGGCAUGCCUCAAUGGUUAUCCCUAUAUGCGCAAAGUCCUCAUAAUCGACGGCGCCCACCUUAAAGGAAAGUACACAGGCUGCCUGCUCACCGCGAGUUGUCAAGACGGAAACUACCAGCUUUACCCAGUGGCUUUUGGGAUAGUGGAUGGAGAGAACGAAAAGGCAUGGAGUUGGUUUUUCCGGAAGUUGCAGGAAGUGGUGCCGGACAGCCAUGAUCUCGUUUUUGUGUCUGACCGGCAUAACUCGAUCUUUGCCGGCCUCCGAAAGGUGUAUCCAAUGGCACAGCACUGUGCUUGUGUUGUGCAUCUCCAGCGUAACGUCCAGUCGAUCUUCAAGAAGAAGCAUCUCAGCUAUUUGGUGUCUCAAGCUGCGAGAGCUUACCUACCUUCCCAAUUCUAUGAACUAUUUGACCAAAUUCGAGCUGUGGACUCAGGUUGUGCGGACUAUUUGACAGCUAUUGGAUUCGAACAUUGGACGAGGGCUCACUUCAACAGUCUCCGGUACAACAUCAUGACCAGCAAUGUAGCUGAAUCCCUCAACAAUGUGCUCGCAGCUGCACGGGAUUACCCAAUUGUGCCAUUGAUCGAGUACAUUAGGGCAACUCUGAUGGGUUGGUUUAACACUCGUCGUACCCUCGCUUCGGAGAUAAGUAACACGCUAACCCCAAAGGUAGAGGAGAUCCUAGCUACUAACUUUGAACUGUCAACAGGGUUUUCGUUCCGUCGGAUAAAUCAAGAUGAAUUCGAGGUCCGGAACAAAGAGGGUGUUCCUUUCCUGGUUAACCUGGAGACGCAGGCAUGUAGCUGUCAUGAAUUCCAGAUGUUGCUGAUCCCUUGCUGCCAUGCUAUAGUCGCAGCUUUGAGAUCAGAGACAAGGGUUGACUCAUUGGUUGGAAUUGAAUACACCACAGCUUUUUGGAACAAGGCCUACGAGUGCAGCAUCUACCCCGUAACAAUGUCUGCGCCAACUCUUCCCGUAGGCGACGACUUCUCAUCUCUUAACCUGAAGCCACCUAACACCCGCCGCCCGCCUAGGAGGCCUCGCAAAACGCGCAUCCGCUCUCAUGGAGAAUUUGGGGGUGGAUUACCGAGGCGUUCAAACAUCUGUGGUCGAUGUGGUAGCUUCGGCCAUAACCGCGCCUCUUGUAAGAUGCCGAUAUAG
Molecule: messenger RNA, 1608 nt
Organism: Eutrema salsugineum
Lineage: Eukaryota; Viridiplantae; Streptophyta; Magnoliopsida; Brassicales; Brassicaceae
Exons: 3
Coding region: 1-1608 (535 amino acids)
Molecular function (GO): zinc ion binding
Source: RefSeq, a predicted model, not a curated record